Molecule: messenger RNA, 890 nt
Organism: Pundamilia nyererei
Lineage: Eukaryota; Metazoa; Chordata; Actinopteri; Cichliformes; Cichlidae
Product: protein FAM98B-like
Exons: 4
Coding region: 27-590 (187 amino acids)
Cellular component (GO): tRNA-splicing ligase complex
Source: RefSeq, a predicted model, not a curated record
CCAGCAGGGGGCGGUGAGCGUCCUGGAUGUUAAAGGAGGAAGCACCCCUUGUAAACACACUUGAACUUCGCAGAGUAAAGAAUAAGUCGUACACGCCUGUCUUCAUGGAGAGGAGCGCGGGGACAGUUUCAGCCAUUAAAGCUCUGGGGUACCCGGGCAGCCGCUGCCUCUCCCGGUGCAGAUGUGACGAGCUUCCCUGUCCGCUGCUCAGCUGGCUGUGCGCAGAGCUCAGGACUCUCUGCCCGGAGCUACGAGACAUCUCCAUUCAGUCCAUCCUUUAUUUACAGGAGCGCAGUGCUGCGCUGGCUUCGGCGCCUAAUCUUGCGUCCCUCAUCGGCUCUUCCCAAGUGUCUCCAUCUCUGCUGCUCGCUGCCAGAGAGGAUCAGUCCUUCAUUGACCCGGUCAAAGCUGGAACAAGCACCUCUGUUUACAAGACGUUGAUGGGCAGUGUACCAGACAGAGGAGGACGACCUGGGGAAAUUGAGCCUCCUAUGCCAGCAUGGACAGGGAGAAGCUCGAAAGGCAACAGAGGGGGACGAGGAGGCGGACAAUCUCAUAAGCAUAAGAAGAAGAAAGGGAAAAAAGAUUAACUUGUCCGUCUUUUUGGCCUUACUUAUCAAUUUAAGAAAUAAGCGAUCAUUUUGCUUUAUUGAAAUCCUUGUUGCGAGGUUAACUACGAUUGGGAAGUGCUAUAUAUAAUUUUGUAGUUCUAAAUCUGUGUAUAAUUUAUAGUUAUAAGUCAUGCACAUACCAGAUUGUGUACAUUUCUAUAAAAGCAAUGAAGUACUGGUACAUGACCAGAUAUUUUGGUAAAAGAGCAGAAAAUGGAAAAAAUGUUGGCUUUCCACAUUUAUCAGUAAGUUUGUUUAAGAAUAAACCUCUGAAACACA